This is a messenger RNA of Microthlaspi erraticum, 525 nucleotides long. NCBI's taxonomy places the organism in Eukaryota, Viridiplantae, Streptophyta, Magnoliopsida, Brassicales, Brassicaceae. The record is from the annotation of a GenBank genome assembly.
AUGAUUCCAACGUUAUGCUGUUUCCUCAAAAAGAAAGAGCCACGAGAUGUGAAAAAGGGUAAAAAGGUAAAGAAAGAUGGAUCGCUUGUUGUUUUGAAGCCGAGUAAGAAGCAUUCCCGCGACGGCAAAGGAGGAGGAGGAGGAGGAGGAGGAGGAGGCUGUUGUUGUGGCGGCGGAGACGGUGGUUGUGGCGGUUGCGGUGGUGGUUGUGGAGUUGCUGUGGUUCUUAUCUUAUGCUGUCUUCACAGCCGCAAGAAGAAAAAGACGUCGUCUCCACCGCUUCCGUCGCAGUCAAGAGACUUGGAAAGCGCUACUAGAAGUGGCGGUACAAGAGAUGGCGGUCUUGUUGUUUUGACUGCGACUCCUGUCACUACUACAGUUGCUAAACCUGUGGCUGUAACCACCAAAACUUUCGGUGUUGGUGCUACUCGAAGUUCAGGUGGUGGAGACGGUGACAGUGGUGGGGAUGGCGGCGGAUGUGGAGGUUGUGGCGGUUGCGGUGGUUGCGGCGGCUGUGGGGGCUAA